AUCUUGUCGGCGGUUGGCGGAGCUCGACUGCGUUCAACCUGGAAGGCUUCAGCCCGCCUUACUCGAGCGGCCUUGUCGCCCGCUCCCUCGGUGUCAGCGACUUGUUUUUCGCUGGUGCCGCUAUGGCCAAUAACUGUCCUCUCGUGGGCCCCGGCAACUGCCAUCAGCCGCCGCAGCACCAGUCGCCACAGCAGCAGCACCAGGGGGUCCUGCAGCAGCAGCAGAAUCCGCAGGCCGGCACCGUUUUGUCGCCUCCGUUACCGCUCCAGAGCGCGGGCCCCAAGCCGGCCGCCUCGGGCAAGCAAGGCAACGCUCUGCCUCUGUGGGGAAACGAAAAGACCAUGAACCUAAACCCCAUGAUCCUCACCAACAUCCUCUCGUCCCCUUACUUCAAGGUGCAGCUUUACGAGCUGAAGACCUACCACGAGGUGGUCGACGAGAUCUAUUUCAAGGUUACCCAUGUUGAACCUUGGGAGAAGGGAAGCAGAAAAACUGCAGGUCAAACAGGGAUGUGCGGAGGGGUGCGAGGAGUUGGAACUGGAGGUAUAGUGUCUACAGCCUUUUGCCUCUUGUACAAGUUAUUUACCCUGAAGCUUACCCGUAAGCAAGUGAUGGGACUAAUAACUCAUACAGACUCCCCAUAUAUUAGGGCUCUUGGAUUCAUGUAUAUUAGGUACACACAACCUCCAAAAGAUUUAUGGGACUGGUUUGAAUCCUUUCUCGAUGAUGAGGAGGACCUUGAUGUGAAAGCAGGUGGUGGCUGCAUGAUGACCAUUGGAGAAAUGCUGCGCUCUUUUCUUACUAAGCUUGAAUGGUUUUCUACGUUAUUUCCGAGGAUUCCUGUACCGGUGCAAAAGAACAUUGAUCAACAAAUUAAAGCCAGACCUAGAAAAAUCAAGAAAGAUGGCAAAGAGGGAGUAGAAGAAGUAGACAGGCAUGCAGAGCGUAGACGUUCAAGAUCUCCAAGAAGGUCCUUGAGUCCCAGGAGGUCACCUAGAAGAUCAAGAAGCAGAAGUCAUCAUCGGGAAGGACGUGGUUCAUCCAGUUUUGAUAGAGAAUUGGAAAGGGAAAGGGAGCGACAAAGAUUAGAGCGUGAAGCUAAGGAGAGAGAGAGGGAGAGGCGACGGUCUCGAAGUUCUGAUCGAGCACUGGAACGUAGGCGAAGCCGGGAAAGGCACAGAAGCCGAAGCCGUGAUCGAAAAGGAGACCGGAGGGAGAGGGAGAAAGAAAAUGAAAGAAAUAAAAGAAAGGAGCGUGACCACGACAAAGAAAGAGGUGUUGAAAGAGAACGAGAUCGCUCUAGGGAGAGAGAUCAUUCUAGAGAAAAAUCAAAAGACAGAAAAAGUAAAAGUGAAGUAGAUGAAAAGAGGCACAAAGAUGAAAAGGAUGAAAGGAAGCAUAAAGAUGAAAAAAGAGAUGCCAAAAAAGAGAGGAGGCAUAGCAGGAGUCGAAGUAGGGAUCGGAAGCAUAGGAGUAGAAGUAUAAGUAGGAAUGCUAGCAAGCAUAGUAGAAGCAGGAGUAAAGACAAGUCAAGUAAACACAAAAGUGGAAGCAAAGAGAAAUCAAAUAAGCAGAGCAGAAGCAGAAGCAGAGGAAGAACUGAUAGCAGUGAAAAGUCUCGAAAACGAGACCUGAGUCCUAGUAAAGAAAGAUCACGAAAACGUAGUAAAAGCAAAGAACGUUCCCACAAACAUGACCACAGUGAUAAGGACCACUCAGAUAAACAUGAUCAUCAGAGGAGCCAAAGUACAGAACAAGAGAAUCAAGAAAAACAAUCUAAAAACAAAGACGAGACUGUAUAAAUAUUCUGAAGUGGAUCACAUUGAAUCCUAUAAAUGUUUUGAAAUCUUGCUUAUUUUUUCUUAAAAUUGAGAUUGUGCAGUAGUUGAUGAGCACUCUUCUUCAACCUCCCUCUAGGCUGCAGAUUGUCAUUUCCUAUUUUGAGUAGGGAAGUGCCUUUGUAAUCCCAUUAAAAGCGUUGACUAUUCCAGCCCAUUUGUUUAGUUAAUUUCAUGAUGCAAAUCUGUUUGUGCAUUUUUUUUAAAAAUGUUCAACUGUUUCUGAAAUGUACAAUCUGUACAUAUGUCCUGAAACUGUUCUAAUUCCUUUGGCAUGGUUGCCAUGUUGGUUAAAUUUGUAUACGGCAAUAAAACUGCCACUAAUUCUACUUUGUUUUAUAGAUGUGGAAUUAUGGUUUCUAUCUUUGCAUUAGCAUGGCUGUGCUUUGCAUAAUAGUAUGGCAGAAGCUUUUAAGGAUGGGUCUUGAACAUGUAUUAUAUCUAAAAUAUUUAUGUGCAUUCAACAUCCAUGAAGGUCGCAGUUCUAGAACUGUUGUCUUGGGAACGCAUUUAAAACACAUUUUAAUUGUGAAACUCAAGAAUGUGUUAUAAUUAGAUUAGACUAUUCAAAGGAGGUAGCAAUUUAAGGCAGGGAUAUAGAUUUGGCUGAGAUUUAUGUAGUAGUCAAUGCUACCUCACAGGGACAUUUAAGAUUGAUAUACCUAUGUACCAUAUCUACAUAUACUUUCUGGCUAGUGUUUAUUGUUCAUGUAAAGAUUCUUUCAAUACAAAUUAUCUUAAGUUUUUCAUUUGUCAUGUUAUGCCCUUGCCCUGUUAUUCAUGAAACAACUUUAGGCUAACAAAGGUGAAAGAGACUGUAUUGGGGGAGGCAGGAUGGCAAUAAGGUCAAAUAGACUUAAGUUUCAGACUGUCAGAUCAUUUUUUUUAUAAAUGAGACAUUUAAAAUAAAACAUCUUCAUAGUGUUCCUUUCUUAAUGCAUAAUGUUUUUUUAAAUCAAAGAUUUGUGAUCACUGCUUGAGCUGAAGAAUUUUUCUCUAACAACGGGAGCAAAAUUUUAAAACAUUUUAUUACCUGUGAGAUAAUGUCAAAAUGCCGAACUGAAAGAUAAAUCAUAUCACAAAAGUUCGUAUCUGUUUGGUAGAUUUGUUCUAGUGGCCUGUAUAAGAAAUAUCUGGAAUAAAGACUGGAUUAAUUUA
Messenger RNA from Candoia aspera, 2996 nucleotides. It is a transcript of the gene PRPF38B, whose product is annotated as pre-mRNA processing factor 38B. The transcript has 6 exons. Bases 123 to 1802 code for a protein of 559 amino acids. The record is from RefSeq and is a predicted model, not a curated record. Lineage: Eukaryota; Metazoa; Chordata; Lepidosauria; Squamata; Candoiidae. Gene Ontology annotation, cellular component: precatalytic spliceosome.